AUGGGGGCGGUGGUGACCGCGGUGAUCGCGAUCGCUGCGGUGGUGCUGGGCUGGAUCACCAUCGAGAUGGCCUGCAAGCCCUGCCUCGAGACCGGCCGCCGCGCCAUGGACCGUGCCCUCGACCCCAACUACGACCCCGACGACUCCCCCGCAGCCAACUCCACCGCGCCACCCACUAGGGAGCCGCUACUCGCCGACCUCUCUGCCUCCGCCGCCGCGCCAGCCAAGGCCAUCUGA
Triticum turgidum subsp. durum (durum wheat) is the source of this 237-nucleotide messenger RNA. The record is from the annotation of a GenBank genome assembly. Lineage: Eukaryota; Viridiplantae; Streptophyta; Magnoliopsida; Poales; Poaceae.